Molecule: messenger RNA, 2547 nt
Organism: Diaporthe batatas
Lineage: Eukaryota; Fungi; Ascomycota; Sordariomycetes; Diaporthales; Diaporthaceae
Exons: 1
Coding region: 52-2223 (723 amino acids)
Molecular function (GO): oxidoreductase activity, acting on CH-OH group of donors; flavin adenine dinucleotide binding
Source: RefSeq, a predicted model, not a curated record
CUUUUUGUGUCUGCCUGUCUGUCUGUCUACUAGUUUGUAAACAGUCCCAUAAUGAAGGCAGCCUCCCGCUCCGUCAGGGGGAUCGCGGUGGCUGGUGCCGUCGCCGGGCUCGGGGCCCUCCACACGGCCGCCGCCCUGCCAGUCUCGGACGACCCGAUCCUCCCCCCGCUGGCCAGCCGGGACGUGACGGGCAACGGGGAGGACCUGAACGGCAAGACAUAUGACUACAUCGUCGUGGGCGGCGGGCUGGCCGGCCUGACAGUGGCCGCCCGGCUCUCAGAGGACCCCGACGUGACCGUUGCCGUCAUCGAGGCCGGCCAGGAUAUCUAUGGGGCGCACGAGUCGAGGUUCCUCACGCCCUCGGCGGUGCUGUACGACUCGUUCCUCAACACCGAGUACGACUGGAAGUACGUGACGACGCCACAGGCCGGGCUCAACCAGCGGACGACGCCGUGGGCCCGCGGCAAGGUGCUCGGCGGCAGCUCGGCGGUCAACAGCAUGUACAUGGUGCGGGCCUCCGCGCGCGAGUUCGACGCGUGGGGCUCGCUGAUCGGGGCGCCGGAGCUGUGGGGCUGGGACAGCAUGUUCGCCGCCAUGAAGAAGUCGGAGGACUUCCAGGAGCCCGUCCAGGCCGUGCGCGACGUCGUGCCCAGCCUGCAGUGGAACCCGGCCAGCCACGGCACGGGGGGCAACAUCAAGACGGGGUGGCCGGGCAAGAGCUACCCCUUCGUGCAGUCCUUCCUGACGUCCGUCGCCAACACCGGCACGCCGAUAUCAAACGACCCGGAUGCCGGUGAGAACUGGGGCGCCUUCCUGGCCACGUCGGCCAUCAACGCGCAGGUCUGGCAGCGGUCCAGCUCGCGGACGGGAUACCUGGACGCCAUCGACACGGAGCGGGCCAACAUCCACGUGCUCGUCGGCCACCAGGCGACCAAGGUGCUGCUCGACACGGCCGACCCCGAGGGCAAGGGCGCGAAGGUAAGGGCCACGGGCGUCCAGUACGCCGCCAACCCGCAGGACGCCAUCAAGACGGUCAGCGCGGCCAGGGAGGUCAUCAUCUCGGGCGGGACCAUCAACUCGCCGCAGAUCCUGCAGCACAGCGGCAUCGGCGACGCGGCGCAGCUGCGCGGGCUCGGCAUCGAGGCCAAGGUCGACCUCCCCGGCGUGGGCCACAACGUCCAGGACCACGUCUCGGCCGCCCUCCUGUACCCGCCGGCGCACCCGGACCAGCAGCCGCCGCCCCGGCUCACGGGCGACCCCGUCACCGACUCGUUCGUCCAGUCCGCCAUCGCCUACGUCAACCUGACCACCCUCGUGGGCGGCGCCGAGCAGGCGGGGCUUCUCCUCGCCGCGCUGCGCAGCAACGCCACCAGCGCCAUCGACGCUGCCGCCGUUCCCGAAGCCGUCAAGGAGGCGUGGCGCGUCACGUACGCCAGCCAGGUGGACAACAUCUACGACUCGCCCGUGGGGCUGGUCGAGAUCCUCCUCGCCGACAUCUUCGGCACGGUAAACAUGCAGGUCGCGCUGCAGCAGCCCCUCUCGCGGGGGUCCAUCCUCGUCGCCUCGCCCGACCCCUUCGCCCCGCCCGCCAUCGACCCCCGCUACCUCACCCUCGACGUCGACCUGCGCCUCCUUCGCGAGGGCCACAAGCUCGCGCGCCGCGUCGCCGCCGGCAUGGCGGGCGUCCUCGGCGCCGAGGCGCACCCCGGCACCGCCGCCGUCGCGGACGCAGACGACGCCGGCUGGGACUGGUUCAUCCGCCAGAACGCGGGCACCGAGUACCACCCGAGCUCGUCGUGCUCCAUGCUGCCGCGCGACAAGGGCGGGGUCGUCGACAAGGACCUGCUCGUGUACGGGACGUCGAACCUGCGGGUUAUCGAUGCCAGCAUCGCGCCGACGAGCGUCAGCGCCCACCUUAUGACUGCUACGUAUGGCAUCGCGGAGAUCGGCGCGGAUAUCAUCAAGGCUGCGCGCAGGGGUGCCGCUGCGGCGGACGACACGACGGCUGGGAAGCUGCAGCAGGCGCAGGAGGUCAGCCCUCCUGCGGACGGCGGGGCCCAGCAGCACGACACGGCCGAGGAGGACUCAUCCCCGAAGACGGCUGCCGUGGCUGCUGGUAGUGGUGUCGCUGCUGUUGGGUCUGUCGUCGCUGCCGGCCUUGUCAUCGGCCGGACGGCGCUGCGGAGGUGGCAGGGGCAGAAGUACUCCAAGGUCGUUGCUUGAGGGGAGCAGGUGGCUGGCUUGGUACAUAUCAUGUCUGUGCUGAUGUUAUGAUAAUGUUUGGGCUGGAUUAUGUCAUUUGACGCCUUGAAUAGGGCUCGAUGGAUGGGCGGGGAUCUCCCCUGGUUUUCCUUUUCUUGGUUCAUGGAAAUAAUGACUAUAGACGGAUGUUGGUCUGGUGGAGGAGGCUGGUUCCACGGUUUUGGAGUACGCUCGCCAAUACCCCUUUUGGUCUUGUAUUUAAUCAUCUUCUUUCGGGCUCGGUCAUGUACAUUGAGCUUCAAUUAGACGAAGCAUUUGAACUUUGAAUCUUAUGCAUGGUACACA